Messenger RNA from Myxocyprinus asiaticus (Chinese sucker), 5086 nucleotides. RefSeq names its product guanine nucleotide-binding protein G(I)/G(S)/G(O) subunit gamma-7. Gene Ontology annotation, molecular function: G-protein beta-subunit binding. Gene Ontology annotation, biological process: G protein-coupled receptor signaling pathway. Lineage: Eukaryota; Metazoa; Chordata; Actinopteri; Cypriniformes; Catostomidae. The transcript has 6 exons. Bases 993 to 1199 code for a protein of 68 amino acids. Gene Ontology annotation, cellular component: heterotrimeric G-protein complex. The record is from RefSeq and is a predicted model, not a curated record.
CCGAGCAUCCGUUUACUUAAUGCUCUCUGUUUUUACAACGCGUUUUCGCUAGGCAGGGCGAGCGGCGCUCAACUCCACCGCUGUCACGAAUCCGAAAGCGCUUGAAUUUUCCGAGCUUUGUCGGGAGUGGGCUUUAUAUUAAGGGUGUUUAUUACAUUAUACACUUUAUAUGGCUACAGUGGAAAACAAUUCGAGGCCUAGAUUGGGUAUUUGCGUAAAGGUGGCGUUGGUCUCACGCAAACUAUAGACCGAUAUAUCUUAACGGGCGAGAAGAAGCUUCAGGCGCCUCCUGUCAACACUUUUACGCGUUGUAGAUUAUCGUUUUCUGUGAGUGUUAUUGGGAGCGCCGGGUGUUUAAAAGCAGAUACAUUGUAUCCAUCGUUUGAUUGAGCUUUCGAGGUAAAGGCAGGGAGGCGUACAUAGUGUACCGUUUUGCCAAAAUGCCCGCAUUGUCUUUCCAUCAGUUUGAGCAAGGCCUACCAACAGCAACAGAGCUCUGAAGCAAUAUAUGCUGUGCUUUAUGCAUUUAACUGCACUUCUGCGUCCAUUCAGGGCGGUUUAUUAAGGCGAUGUCGUGAUCAGAAUAUUGAAUGACUGCAGUUAGAUGCUCGUGGUUGAGUUUUUGUUCUUUGAGAAAGCUUCGAGCUUCCCAAAAUCAGGUCUGUUACAUGUUGGCACAUUGCCUAGUACAGGUGCAUGUACCACCUCCCCCUCCCCAGUGAUGUAUGUACAGCUUUAAGAGGACAAAACAUAACAAAGGCCCAUAUUGGACAAGCAAAGUUACCUGCAGGUCCCCGUGCCACCUCUAGUCUACUACCUUUCCAUCAUUCAGAACUGCCGCUCACUGGAUGUUUUUUAUUUUUGGCACCAUUCAGAGUAAAUUCUAGAGACUGUUGUGCGUGAAAAUCCAAGGAGAUCAGCGGUUACAGAAAUACUCAAACCAGCCUUUCGAAUUUUCUCCUUUUACGUGGCACGAUAACUGAUGGCAGAGAAUGUCGACGACUAAUAACAUAGCCCAGGCCAGGAAGUUGGUGGAGCAGCUGAGGAUUGAAGCAGGCUUUGAACGCAUUAAGGUGUCUAAGGCUGCUGCGGACCUCAUGAGUUACUGCGAGCAGCAUGCACGCAGCGACCCUCUGCUGGUGGGGGUUCCCACCUCGGAGAACCCUUUCAAAGACAAGAAGCCUUGCAUCAUUCUAUAGCUACUCUCUCUAGCCCAACUCUCCCAGUCCCACUUUAACCAGUGCCCAACCCCAGUCAGUGGGCAAUUCAGUUCAACACUUCUUUUGACCUGGAAUCCACAGUAUUCUCCAGAAAAUAAAUGCCACACUCUCUCUUAGUACAAAACUAAAGGGGGCAAUAUCUGUAUACCUAGCGUCAUGUAGCCCUGCAUUGAGCGUGUCUAUAUGAAUGAAUCUAUGCAUGUGUGCACUGUCUACAUUCAUGCAUAUAGACUCACUUAAGAGGAGGUGGCAGAUUUGGGAUUUGUAAAGUAUUUCAUAAUGAUUACACAGUGCUUAAGAGACUAAGAGCUACUCCAGCAUGUUUUUCAGUGAAGUGGAUGACCUUAUUACCACAUAGGUGAUGGUGGAGAGUGAAGAAAGACAGUCAUGUUUAUGCUGACUGACUAGCUGGUUAGCCCAGUUACACUGUGGUAAACGGUUGUUCAGUAUUAACCCUGCAUUGUUGUGUUAGAUCUGCAAGCUAAAGGUUCAUUUUAGAUUUAUAUGGCCAAAAUGGAACCCAGGUAUGCUUAUCUUUAUCAAAACAGCACAUUUCAUGUUUUACAAAGGGAUUCAAGACAUUAACGAAAGUUGCCAAUAUUUAUACGUUUUUUUUUCUCAGUCUGUUUGUGAGCUGUAGUUUUUCUUUUCAUUGAUAAAAACACAUUAGGCUUAAUGCUUUCUUUUUCUAGUCUUUAUACUAUAUUUCAGAAUCCUCAGACACUAAGUUAUAAAGGAAUAAUUUUAUAUAAUGGCAAAAAUAUUAACCUAAUACCUCUUUCUCAGCCCGUUUUAAUGUGCAGUUCUAAACCGAAUUUAAAGCCGAAGUUGUAUUUGGAAUAUUAACUUAAAAAUGUUUGGAUGCAACAUUUGUAGUAAAAUAUCUUGAAAUCAGACCACUAAAAUUGCAUUACCUUUCAGUAUCAAUAAACAGUAAAGAUCCUGAUGGCAGAGGCUUUGGCCUGCCCCAUAAGUUUUAGUGAUUUUAAAAACAAAGUCUGAGCCCCUGCAUAUCACAGGCCAAUCUUUUUCUCUGAAACCAAACUUGAUUGUAAAAUCCAUACAGAAGGAAAAAAAAAAUGUAUAAACUUUCUUUUGGAUAUGUUCAGAGGUGUUAACUUUGAGAAUAGCUGUUUGGAUUUGUUUGUUCCAAUUUCUUCUUUCUAUGGAAACAUGGAAUCUGGUCAUUGAGUAUGAUAAUGUACAGUGUUUGAUAACUAAAAGCGCAUUCAUUUUUUUGUGGAUGUUUUAUCUUUUUGUAAUUUUUGUGUAAUAUUUCUGUUUCCUCCAUCAUUAAUUUUUAACCAUCCAGUUUGUCCUCUUUAAGGCUAGGUAAAAAAGUGAACUUGACAAGGAAUUUAUGAACGGCUCCGGUGCUUGUACAGUACAUGUGAGAACAAAAUGCUUACCUGCUCCCUUUUUGGGAAUGUGGAGCGCAUUGUUGACACUGUAAACACGAUGCCCACACAAUGAUGAUGUAAGGUGCUCAAGGUAUUGUUUUCAGGUGGUAGUACCUGUUUGAUGCAUUUAAAGCACGUUUUAUGAGGUGGUCCGUGUUAAGUCGUGUUAGUGGCUCUGUAUGAAGGGUAGGAUGUUCAGUGUUAUGCAACAGGCCACUGGGUUUGGCUCUGCCUGAGCAGUCACAUGCAGAAUGGCAAGAUGAGGGGCAAGGUCAAGCCACAACUCUGAAUGUCCUAUAUGCAUCCAGCACAUGAUCUACGAUUACUGGCUAAUAAGUGUCUUGUGCACCACCACAAGUGACUGAAGUCGUCAGUCCCCAAACAGUCACUCAAAGUAUAGAACAGUGCACUAAUGGGAUAAGUGCUGAAAAUAGAAUUGCCCCAUUGUCCCUCUUUAAAUGGCGAAAAUAACAUUAUGGUGCAGAAAAAUGGGUCUUGAGAACGCUGUCAUAGUGUAAGAGGGACAGAGGGGGCCUGUGCUCCCUGCAGCCCAUAGGAUGUUGUCAUCAGCUCCCGUAUUAAGGAUGACUAAGAUGAGUGGAGAGGUCACAAGAUGGUUAUGAGUCAUCCAGCAGGCCAGAGAACAACAGAGAAUCACACUUCUCCCUGCUUGUGCUGCUCCCCUCCAGUGAGCCAGCAGUGGACAGAGCUGCCUUAGCGACAUCACUUCCUGUCAUAUUUGAGCUGAUCAGAGUAAGGCAUCCAAGCAUGUUUGGAGCAACAGCCUUAAAGCGAUAGUUCUCACAAAUUCUGUCAACAUUUGCUCACUGUUAAUUUGUUGACUUUCUGACUUUCCUUCUUUCGUAAAAUACAAAAGGAGAUAUUAGGCAGAAUGGUGGCCUCAGUCACCAUUCACUUUCAUUGCAUAUUUCUCCCGUCCAAGGAAAGUGAAAGGUGACAGACAAACAUUUUGCUUAACGUCUUCUGUUGUGUUCCAUGGCAGAAAGUAAGUAAUACAGGUUUGAAACAACAUUAGGCACUGUUGGGCAGAAUGCCAGCCUCAGUCACCAUUUACUAACAUUGCAUCUUGUUUCCAAACAAUGAAAGUGAAUGGUGACUGAGGGUAACAUUCUGCUUAACGAUUCUCUUGUGUUGCAUGGAAGAAAGUCUUACAAGUUUGGGACAACAUAAGUAUAGAUUAGGCAAAAUAGAAGCCUCAGUCACCAUUUACUUCACUGCGUAUUUUUUUUCCUAACAGUGAAUGGCGACUGAGGCAAAAAUUUUGCCAAAGAUAUCCUUUUCUGUUCCACUCAUGAAAGAAAGUAAUAUUGGUUUGGAAAACAUGAAGGUGAAUAAAUGAUGACAGAAUAUUCAUUUUUGGUUAAACUAGCCAUUUCAUUUGAAGUUGGUUUUAUCAGAGUAGAUAUAUGGGCUUUGUGGUAAAUGAGAGAGACGGUGCUAUCCUGUACAGAUGCAUUUCAAAAUAACUUGACAGAUUGGAUACUUUGGGGAAAAAAUGUACCGUAUUAUGUAAUGAAGGGUUGUAAUUUAAUCUUUUGAAGUAUUACAUUAGCUCACUGACUUCCCCACUGCUAACAGCGUUAUUACAAGGAAAAGACCCUUAGAUCAGGAAUCCACAUAGGGAAAAGCUUUUCUGGAGAAGUGCAUUAAUUCACUGCAGAUGUGCAGUAAGUAUAAUGACUUUUGUCAGUGCUAAGAUAAAGGUAGCACUAAACAAACAUUCAAACACAGGUAUGAGGUUUUUUGAAGCAGCAGUCAAACUAUUAAGCUCACUGUACCAUGUUUGAUGGUAUUACACUGGAGCAAACACUGUGAAAGUCAGCUUAUUAGGAAUGAGUUCUCCACCCUCUUGACUCACAGUGUGUCAGGAUGCACUGUGCUCCAUAGUAUUGUUUUUAACCUUAAGUUUGUGUUAACCACCUUAGGUUAACAAUUCCACAUGCUUAGAUUUUAAAACCCUGCAAUCAUUCCAUUGAGAAAAUGGCUUGCUUUGUUGGGGAACCUGUUGUAUGCAACUGUUAGGACAAGGGAAUGCAUCCAUUUCUAAUUUGUGUUGCACACAGCAAGAACACUUAAGGUGCUGAGGAGGCCAUAAUACCUUAACCUUAAUUCCUAGUUCCCAAACGUCAUUUGUCUUCACACACCAUCAAGCUCUUUCAUGACCAUGAGAGGUGAGAUUUAGGCUUUGUGUGGGUAAUCUCUGUAGCCGAGUCCUUAGCCAGUAGAAUCCAAUCUCAGCUUGUCCCAUUAUUUUGUGUUUUUUCCUGUGUAUGCAUAUGUAUCUUUCUGCCUUGAUUAUGAAGAAAUAUAUCUAUUUUUUGUAAUUGUUCUUCUCAGAUGUGCCAUAAAUCAUGUUUUCUUGCACACGUAAUAUUUUGUGGAUAUUGCUGUUUAAAAAAUAUGAAAUCGAAAAAGUAGAUGAAAUAAAGACAAAAUGUUACUCUG